UUGCUAAGGAAGUUCGUCGUUAGUAGUGUCGCCUGUCGAUGCAUUCGAUUAUGCCAAAUCUGGCCACACUAGUCUAACCCAACCUGUUAAAUCAUUAAUAACCAUCGCAAAGAAUAUACAAGUAAUUAGCGGAAUUUUUAUUCUUAGAUAUUAAUUUCUGUUAAUUUAGUGCUUUUAACGUAGAAUUUGUUAUUAAAUCAGAAUCGUGUAUUGGUCUCUCAACGUUUUUAAUAAAUACAAACAGACACUUUGAUUACUAUGUAACAUUGUCAUCUAAUUAUUUUGUUCAUAUUUUUGCGAAAACGAACGGUAUGUUUGUUAAUAUAAUAUUUUCUGAUUGGUGUGCAAAGAAAUAUUUUGUUUUCUAUCCACCUUAGACAAGAGCUAUUAUCAGGACAAAUAAGUAUUCUUUGGUUCAUUUAUGUUUGCUGUAAGUACAUAUUUAACAUCAUUUUUAGCAGAUCUGUUUAAAGAGUUAAAAAUAUGGAAGCUCAUUCAUAUAUUUCAUGUAUCAAAAUUAACGGAGUUCCUAUCUUACCGCCCAUGAUGACUAAAGAUAUUAAAGAGGAAAUGUCCAAUUAUAAACAAAUUGCAAUUAAUAUAGAGAGAAAAUUGGCAAUUUUACAUGUUGCUCAGGAACAUGACAAUAUCAAUGCAAAAACAGUUAGGAAAGGAUCUAAGAAUUUGCAACUUAGAAAAAGAAUUUGUAAUUUGAAGGAGAAUUUAGUUCCUUUUGAAUGCAAGAGUAUUGAUCAGAAUAAAAAUAAUGUUAUGGCUAUUAAUGAUAUUUCAACAGACACUUCUGAAAGUCCUAAUGAAAAUGUAGAAAAAAUCACACAAUGGGAUAUGCGGAAGUUAGAUACAGAAUAUAAGUCUGAAUGUCAAAUAAAUCCAGAGUUGAUUACUAUUGGAAUUGGCACAGAUCAUUGUUUAAAUCAAGUAACAUCAACGAAAUUCAGUACUUUUAGAAGAGAGUCGGAGAUUUCAAAACCACAAGUGCCUAAAACAUUAGAUAUUAUUCCAUUGAUAUUGAGUAAUUAUAAUUCCAGAGAAGAUGAAAAAUAUCAAAGAAACAGUUUAUCCAAUACAGGGGAUAUUCCUAAAUUAGUACGUCAAGGUUCUUAUGUGCUGGAUACUCCAAGUCCUAUACUACUUGCACACAUGCAAAUGGAAAUGUCUAGUUCGAAUUCCGACCCUUGUUCAGAAUAUGUUCCAACAACGUGUACAAAUACAAUACGUCGGAAAGAAUGGAAUAUUGCACAAGCCAAGAUCGAGUGGCAAAAUGAAUCCAAGAGUAAAGAAUUUGUUCCUCUAGAAUCAUACAGAAUAGCUCCGAAACAGAAAAGAAAUUUAUAUUCUAGUACCAAUACCAAAAUAUGUAAAUCAAAUUCGUUGCAGUCGAAACCUGAAUCUGUUUAUGUAGCAUAUCCAGCUACAAGAUCUGUUGAUUGCAUUCAAACAAUGUUAGCCAAUGAAAAUGGUGACAGAAGUAAUGCACAAACUAAUUCCAAUAGACACUAUGCCAUGGACCAUAAAAAUGAAAAGAAACACAGAUUUCAAAAAUGGAAAAAGUACAAUAGCUCCUUUACUUUUCCAUCAACGUACAAACAUGGUGGUUCUUUGGAAAAUUUAACCAGCAAUGGUGUACCAUUUUCCAAAUGCACGGAGAGCGAGCAUAAUAAUAUUUCCAUGAGUAAUAAUUUCACAAGAGAAAUUUCAAAGAACACGGAAACAGAAGAUUCUAUGUCCAAUUUAAAAUCUUCCAUUGCAUCUGAUAAACUUCUAACAGUUUACAAAAAGGUGCAGGAAAUGCAUAAAAAACAAAUGAACGAACUAGUGUCUCGACAGCAAAGGGAACAGACACUGCUCCAGAAGGAGUUUGAAAAGCAACAAUUACUUUUACUCACAGAAAUCAGAAAAUCCUUCCCGGAGAUUUCAGUUCCGUUGCUCUCUGAAAACAUUCUGUCUUCCGCUUUUAGUCAAGUUACUCCCAAUGGAGAAAAACAUUUCGAAAAUAGCAACGAUACUACAGAAAAUAUAAAAAACCUAAAAAGUAAUUUACAACAAGAAAGCGAAAUAGGACAUUUAGGUGACAAUAAUGCAACUUUGAUUCCAUGCCCACUGGAUUAUAUUUAUCCCGAAAUGAAUGUUUGUAAUUUGGAACCUUAUUCUACUAAAUGUUCACAUUCAGUUGAUACAUUAAAGUUGAAAUCAUCGUGUAAAAUCAACAAUCCUGCAAUAACAGAUGAAAACAAAGACUCUGAGAUGCAACUAGAUAAUAAGACUCAUGAAGAGAAACCGGUAGAAGAAGGUCGCGGGUGGAAACGUUUAAACGUUAGUCGACAACUAUUUCCUUUAGAUAGUAAAACUAUUCAUGUACCAGUGCUUGAUAGGACAAUGUAUGGGGAAAAACAUGCAGAAGCAGCAAACGUGAUCAAUGCAUAUACAAGAGGCUAUUUAGUACGUAGAUUGAUGCGAACAGAACGCGUGAUUGCUUUGAAAAAUACAUAUAAGGAAGCUUUACACUAUAUGCUCAAGCUUCACGUUGAUGCACCUCUUAAUCGGUCAGAAAUUAGUUUUCUACAUCGCCUUCAACUACAGUGCGAUGCAGCUUCUAUGAAUAUAGUGGAGUUAUUUGCCCAAAAUCCCGAGAAAAGAAUGCAAGUAAUAGCGCAAGAUCGUGAAAUCAAGCAAUCUCGCAUAGAACGUCCGAUGUCUGCCAGAUCAUAUUCGUUUGCAACUCAACGGACCUUAGCCAGGAAAAAACAGAAGGAGAUGGAAGAAUAUCAACCAACUUCAUUUGCACGUUCGUGUUUAUCUAGAUCUAGAUGUCAAACUUGGACGUCUGAUGUUAAAGAAAAACUUAUUUCUCCAAACAUUUUAUGUCAUAGUAUUAAAAGGAGUACUAGUGCUGGAACUGUAAGGAAACCAUGGCGGUGAAACUACAAUAGUGCCUUUUAUUAUUCUAGUUUUAUUACGUUGCAUACAUGUAUAAAAUAUAAAAUGUAAACAAGCCCACUC
Messenger RNA from Colletes gigas, 3021 nucleotides. RefSeq lists its product as uncharacterized. Gene Ontology annotation, cellular component: centriole. NCBI's taxonomy places the organism in Eukaryota, Metazoa, Arthropoda, Insecta, Hymenoptera, Colletidae. The coding region runs from base 484 to 2940 and encodes 818 amino acids. Gene Ontology annotation, biological process: regulation of cytokinesis; centriole replication; centrosome duplication. Gene Ontology annotation, molecular function: protein binding. The record is from RefSeq and is a predicted model, not a curated record. The transcript is spliced from 8 exons.